Messenger RNA from Iphiclides podalirius (scarce swallowtail), 1380 nucleotides. The record is from the annotation of a GenBank genome assembly. NCBI's taxonomy places the organism in Eukaryota, Metazoa, Arthropoda, Insecta, Lepidoptera, Papilionidae.
AUGCGACUUCUCUGGCGAGAGAAGCGCUUCUUCGAAGAAGAGCACUCAGCGCACGCUAUGUCAGCAGUACUCAGAGCACUCACACACUAUGCCGCCAUAAGUUCCAACGCAGCCGUCGAUGGAUGUUUACAUUUCCUAUGCGAUUUGCUUAAUGGUAUCAGCCUUCACGACACCGCGUCUCCGCUGUCCCAUCAAAGCGCUUACAGCGUAGAGCAGCUCCUUGCUUGUAUCAACGCUCUAAUGCAGUGCGUAGAUAAGAAACCGAACGGCGUACUAUGCGUCGCCCUUGUGUUGCACGCUCUAAUAUCGCACCAGCCCCCGGGCCUUGUGAUCAGGGCCACCACGGCGAACGCGUUGCUCCAGGUCCUGAGACCGUGGUCGGAGCUGUUCUUGGGCGCAUUGAAUCAUUCCAUCUUCGUGGACGACACUGGUCUCUCGGGGAUGUUAUUAGUAGUUACGUCACAGAUAGCGACUGAUACCCUCAGAAAUGAUCCAACCGUUCGCAAAGUGAGCACCCUUGUCCUAGGCGAGAUGCUCAAAGUUUUGGCGGAGCGAUAUUUGUACGUCAACGAAUCGGAUGGCAACGAGAAGUGCGCUAAAGACAUUCACCUGUCCCAAUGGCUCAAAACUGAGGACUCCUUACCGGACGCUCUAACUGGCGAGUUCGAAGUGUUGGAACUUUUGCUAUCGAUUCUCGUGCAAUGCGAGGAUCGUACGGUCGUAUCGAACUGUAUGGCGACGCUGAGCUCUUGUCUGGAACAGGCCAACCACGAGUUUAGACAAACGUUUGCUGCUCUAAUCUGGUCGAAACUGCCGGAAGCUCUGUCCAGGGCUCUAAUAGACUACGGUCGUGUUAUGGUGCUUCUGACUUACACUAACCGGGAGGCAUUUCUACCGAACGUCCUCUCAGCGGCCAACUCCUCGGACGGUAGAGUCGCGAGCGCCGCUCUACAUCUGCUCACACACGUAAUACAUUGCUUCACAAAGAACAGCUAUCAGGAUUCCGAAAAGCAAGCGAACGGCUGGAAGACCCUCAGCUCCGUUUUCAAACACGCGGUAGUUUACAAAAGGGACGCGAAUUUGGUCGCAGCCCUCACCUCCCAGCCGUGGACGCACACCCUCGUCAGGUUCCAACUCUCGCAAGGCGUCACUGGGGAGUUUCUGUCAUUCGCGCACAACUGGCUGACCCUCCUACAAAUCACCAUACGGAAAAGCUUAGACAACACAAAGCGAUACGUGUCUAAAUACAGCCCCGUCACUAGAACCUUGAUACUUAUGAAAAAGCAUUUGGAUGUUGAAGAUGAAACACUCAGGGACGUAAUUGAGCAGAUUUUGCGUAUCAUUGAUAGUAUAGCCUCGGAUUCAAGUAUUAAAAUCAAA